GGAGGCUCCCUGGGUUGGGAAACACUAACCUAUACUAUUUACUACUAUAUAGUCCAACAUGCUGGGAGUUGUAGUUUUGCAACAGCUGGAGGCACCCUGGGUUGGGAAACACUAACCUAUACUAUAUACUACUAUAUAGUCCAACAUGCUGGGAGUUGUAGUUUUGCAACAGCUGGAGGCACCCUGGGUUGGGAAACACUGACCUAUACUAUAUACUACUAUAUGCUCCAACAUGCUGGGAGUUGUAGUUUUGCAACAGCUGGAGGUCCACAAUUUGGAGACCUAGGCUGUAGAUGGCGGCCAUAUUGGUUGUCACAGUGUGACUUGUCCCUGUACUCUGCGGUGCCAGGAUUCGUUGGCAUUGUACCCGCAGCCUUGGGCACCAGGUGUGCGGUGAGUUUGGUUCCCAGCGCCCCCUGAUAACAGGCGGUAUAAGAGGCGUCCGCCGCGGCCUCUGAUCCCAAACACAACGAUGAGGCUACUGAUCACCUUCCUGCUGGCGGCCGGGGCAUAUGGCUGCGGGGUGCCCACCUAUGCCCCUAACAACCGCGUGGUGAAUGGAGAAGAUGCCAGGCCCCACAGUUGGCCCUGGCAGAUCUCCCUGCAGUAUAAGAGCGGGAGCUCCUUCUACCACACCUGCGGGGGGAGCCUCAUCGCCCCAAACUGGGUCAUGACUGCGGCGCAUUGCAUCUCAUCCAGUCGCACGUACCAGGUGGUGGUUGGCGAGCACGACCGCGGCGUGGAGGAGGGCGGCGAGCAGGUCAUCCCCGUCAACAAGAACGACAUCUACGUCCACGAAGGCUGGAAAAGCAGCUCCGUGUCCAACGGCAAUGACAUCGCCCUCAUUAAGUUGUCUCACGUGGCUUUGCUGAAUGAUGAGGUGCAGUUGGGGUGUCUGCCCCCGGCCGGGGAUAUUCUGCCCAAUAACUACCCCUGUCACAUCAGUGGUUGGGGUCGGCUGACCACCGGCGGGUCGCUCCCGAAUGUCCUCCAGCAGGCCCUCCUCCCGGUGGUGGAUCAUGAGACCUGCACGCAGAGAGACUGGUGGGGCAGUACGGUGAAGAGCACCAUGGUGUGCGCCGGUGGGGACGUCAAGGCCGGCUGCAAUGGGGACUCUGGGGGACCCCUGAACUGUCAGGCCGCUGACGGCAGGUGGCAGGUCCAUGGCAUUGCCAGCUUUGUCUCCUCACUUGGGUGCAACGCCCUGAAAAAACCGACCGUCUUCACCCGCGUCUCCGCGUUCAAUGACUGGAUCGACAAGAUUAUUAGUAGCCACUGAUGACCACAAGGCGGCGACGCUGAGCACUGACUGUGCACAACUGCAUUACCCCCCCCCCCCUUCAGAUGCUAUAGGGUUAAUCCCUGUGAUCCCCCGAAAUAAACAUUUCAUCUCAUUGGCCAGAACUUGUCUUUGUCUAUUACAUUAUUACCUAUAUCUAUUAUUUAUUUCUUUACAAGUCAUUCGGCUCCAGUCACAUCCAGAGCUGCAGUCACAGGAUGUGGAGUAUAACAGGAUGUAACAGCAGAAUAGUGAGUGCAGCUCUGGAGGAUAAGACAUGAUGUAACAGCAGAAUAGUGAGUGCAGCUCUGGAGGAUAAGACAUGAUGUAACAGCAGAAUAGUGAGUGCAGCUCUGGAGGAUAAGACG
Molecule: messenger RNA, 1647 nt
Organism: Hyla sarda
Lineage: Eukaryota; Metazoa; Chordata; Amphibia; Anura; Hylidae
Product: chymotrypsin-like elastase family member 3B
Exons: 8
Coding region: 473-1279 (268 amino acids)
Biological process (GO): proteolysis
Molecular function (GO): serine-type endopeptidase activity
Source: RefSeq, a predicted model, not a curated record